CGGAUUUUUUUGCCAUCCCAAGCUCAAAUCUGAUCCAGAGCGAGUGGGCGGGGUUGAGCGGGGUACACAACUAAUGAACUCCUGCAAGGCUACAACACAAGGCAUUCGUUGCACGAGGUACCGUUGAGCGCGUACGAGUAGGAUUAACACCUGAUUUGAGUGGUAGAGUUUAUCCUUUUCAUCAACCUCCAUUUUUUUUUAAGCUAACUUUAAACAAAUAUUAUUUUUUCCAACAAACAAGCGGGAGAGUGGAGAAGGAAACGAAAAAAGGAGAAAGGCGCGAUUCCAAUACGCUUCACUCUCUGUUUCGUUAACUUACGCUUCUGCUAAUUUCUCCAUUUUCUUUCACUUUUUUUUUCAUUCACUAAAACAUCGGAAAUGAGAGGAAUCUGUGCUCUCUUCUUCAUUUGUGAUCUCAUUGUAUUCAUCACUUCCGUCGCCGUCAUUGACGCCCGGUCAGCGGUGGAGAUCAAUGUCACCGCCGUUCUGGCCAAUAUCUCGGACCCGAGAUCCAGAGAGGAUAGUUUUGUCGGCAUGAUCGAUCGUGCUCUUGAGAAGGAAUUCAAUGACACCGACCAAAAUGAAGCUACUGAUCCUGAUAGUUUCAACAAUAGUGUCGCGGGGAAGCAGGCUGUCUUGGAAACUGUUGCUAGAGUCAAGACCAAGAAAAAUGAGACCAAGGAAGAGAAGUCAUUUCAGCUCCAUGACGUUUUCCAUUUGGAUGAUGAAAAUCGAGCUGAUGAUGCACCAACGUUGAUAGAUCGAAAUGACAAUGUCUUUAUAAUAUCCAACCCAAAGUCGAAGUAUCCUGUUCUACAACUAGACUUAAGAUUAAUAUUGGAUCUGAUAAUUGUCAUCGUCUCUGCUACAUGCGGUGGCAUUGCUUUUGCUUGUGCUGGACAACCGGUUAUUACUGGAUAUCUACUUGCAGGAUCUAUUAUUGGACCCGGUGGAUUUAGCUUUGUUGGUGAAAUGGUGCAAGUGGAAACAGUGGCUCAAUUUGGUGUAAUCUUUCUUCUUUUUGCUUUAGGCUUGGAGUUUUCAGCAACAAAGCUUCGUGUUGUUCGAGCAGUUGCUGUCCUUGGGGGUCUUCUUCAAAUUUUUCUAUUCAUGUGCUUGUGUGGUAUAACAGUCUCGUUAUGUGGGGGUAAAGCUUCAGAGGGGGUUUUUGUUGGUGCAUUCCUAUCUAUGUCUUCUACAGCUGUGGUUUUGAAAUUUUUGAUGGAAAGGAAUAGUAUAAGUGCCCUUCAUGGUCAAGUUACAAUUGGAACUCUUAUCCUGCAGGACUGUGCUGUGGGUUUGCUGUUUGCUUUACUUCCAGUUCUAGGUGGCAAUUCUGGAGUCCUUCAAGGAGUAUUAUCCAUGACUAAAUCGUUGGUGGUUUUAAUCACAUUUCUGACCAUUUUGACAAUAGUAUCUUGGACUUGUGUGCCAUGGUUUCUUAAGCUCAUGAUAAGCCUAUCAUCACAGACUAAUGAACUCUAUCAAUUGGCAUCCGUGGCAUUUUGCUUGCUUGUUGCUUGGUGUAGUGAUAAGCUGGGUCUAAGCCUUGAGCUGGGCUCCUUUGCUGCGGGAGUGAUGAUAUCAACCACUGAUCUCGGUCAACAUACACUUGAACAAGUUGAGCCCAUUCGCAAUUUCUUCGCUGCUCUUUUCCUUGCCAGUAUUGGGAUGUUGAUUAAUGUGCAUUUCCUUUGGAAUCACGUUGAUAUAUUGCUAGCAGCUGUUAUAUUGGUGAUUAUUAUUAAAACGAUGGUAGUUGCUGCAGUUGUCAAGGGGUUCAGAUACAGCAACAAAACCUCAAUUCUUGUUGGGAUGUCAUUGGCCCAAAUUGGGGAAUUUGCUUUCGUACUUCUAAGUCGUGCGUCUAAUCUUCAUCUCGUAGAGGGUAAACUUUACCUGCUACUUCUGGGCACAACAGCUCUUAGUUUGGUGACUACUCCAUUGCUUUUCAAACUGAUUCCAGCUGUUGUUCGUCUUGGUGUACUAUUACGGUGGUUCCCAGCUGAUAGUCCUGAGGACAGGUGCAUAAACGUGCAAAAAAGCAAGUCGAUUGAGCGAACAGAUUCUUUUCGAGUUGCUAAGCUGUUCAUACAAUAUGCGAAUCUAUACAAAUUUCUGACUAAUUUCUGACUAAGCAAAGACCGACCGGGGAACAGCUGGCAACGACGUAUGAACAGCGAUAUAAAAUACGAUUCUCCCUGUCCUCCGAUGCCGCAUUGCCAUUCUGAUAUUUGGUUAGAUGAGCUUUGUGUAAUAACCUCCAUUUAUAAGGUAAUUCAUUUCAAUCUUUUUCCCACUUUAAUUGAUUGGUUUAUUUGUUGCUUUUUUUCCCCCACAAAUUGCAUGUGAAAGUAAAAUAAAAUUUUGUUUCACAUAGUGAAAAUAUUGAGAAAGGUAUUUUGUAA
Gossypium raimondii (Peruvian cotton) is the source of this 2408-nucleotide messenger RNA. RefSeq names its product K(+) efflux antiporter 4. NCBI's taxonomy places the organism in Eukaryota, Viridiplantae, Streptophyta, Magnoliopsida, Malvales, Malvaceae. Gene Ontology annotation, molecular function: potassium:proton antiporter activity. The transcript is spliced from 20 exons. The record is from RefSeq and is a predicted model, not a curated record. Gene Ontology annotation, biological process: potassium ion transmembrane transport; proton transmembrane transport. Bases 379 to 2133 code for a protein of 584 amino acids. Gene Ontology annotation, cellular component: membrane.